AUGGCUGGUGAAAACGGUGACGCUCGUCGCAAGGGAGGCGAGUACUCGACCAACCCCAACACACAGCGCACUCGAACCUACCUGGCCAACCAGACUCCUGAGCAGAAGGCGCUCAAGUCCAAGGUCUUCUCCGAGUAUCGUGCCUUCCGCACCACCUGCAUCAAGCGCGCCAACAUGUCCGACUACAUCUACGAGCGUGACCGCGAUACCAAGGUCAAGAUGCUGUCCGACUCUCUCAAUACCCUGGUUGCGAACCGCACUGCCCGCAAUAUCCAGUACAUGGGCCAGUCUGUCAAGCGCUUCGCCGAGCGCUACCAUGACAAGGCGUUCCUCCGGAGCGUGGAGCAGGCCAAUGCCCUCCCCCAGGGCGGCCUCUCCACUGGCUCCUCUCCUGAGAGCCAAACUGGCAUCACCAACCCCAGCCAGCUUCAGGACCCUGAGGAGGAGGGCGCCAACAAUGGCGACACUGUGGUCUCUGAACUCUCUGAGGAGUUGACCACCAUCAGCCAGCUUCUCAACAUGCAGGCCAGAGCCACUAUGGAGACCUACAACGGCCUGACUGACAUCAUGCACGACCUCGGCUUCUAA
Colletotrichum godetiae is the source of this 588-nucleotide messenger RNA. RefSeq lists its product as uncharacterized. Bases 1 to 588 code for a protein of 195 amino acids. The record is from RefSeq and is a predicted model, not a curated record. NCBI's taxonomy places the organism in Eukaryota, Fungi, Ascomycota, Sordariomycetes, Glomerellales, Glomerellaceae. The transcript has 2 exons.